AUGGACGACGAAGUUCAGGUCGUGGAAGUAACGGUGUGCAGUUCCUCUUCGCCAACGAAGAAACGUAAACGGGAAGAGUCACCACCAAAGGCUGUAGUCACUAUUAAUAAAGAUGACAGCAUUCUCCAGAAAGUAGCUCAGCUAAAAAGGAGGCUUGAAUUUUGUGACAAAGAGAAACAAGAACUUUCAAAAAGGUUCAAAGAACUUGAACCUCUGUUCAGGAUUCAUUGCUUAAGUGUUUGCCUGCGAACGAGCAAUCAGAGCUGUUGUUAGAAGCAGCAGAAAUGGUUACAGAACUCUUAGAGACCCUGAAAGACAAACUUACAGGCUCAUCAAGUGGUUAUGAUUCAAGCCCAUCCAGUCCAAGUUGUGAUUGAGAUUGUCACUAUGACAGUUGUGGAAGCUAUUAUAAUGAAGGUUGUGAUGGGUGUUAUGAAUGUUAUCACUAUCACGAGGAAAGGUCGUACAGUUUUGGAUAUUGGCCUUAAGGUGGUAUGCAUCUGUCAAG
This is a messenger RNA of Stylophora pistillata, 508 nucleotides long. RefSeq lists its product as uncharacterized. The record is from RefSeq and is a predicted model, not a curated record. Lineage: Eukaryota; Metazoa; Cnidaria; Anthozoa; Scleractinia; Pocilloporidae.